AUGACAGAUCCCGAUAGCUCUUAUCGUCCCCGUUCUCCAGACUUUUCCUCUCUCCAAUCCUUCCCGAACACAUUCAACAACAACUCCUACCAGCCACAACCACCCUAUCUAGCCAGUCCUCUUGGCCAGCGCGCUUCUUACGACGCCUCACCAUUCUUUACUGCUGGUUAUCAGCCCCCGGUAGUGCAUAGCCGCACUCCCCAGCAGUACGUGCAACAAUCGCUUCACUACGACGACGAUAUGGCGAGACGAAGCGCACGCCUGUCGGCCGCUGCUCAGGCCCAAGCCCAGGCCCCUCCUCCCGCUCCUCCUCAACCUUCCCACCAACAAUUCAUAUUUGAUCAGCGUGUCGCUUCCACACCAAAGGCGAUGGCCAGGGACUCUGAACACACAAAUGCUCUUUCACCGCAGGGACUAGACUCGAACAGAGAACAACCGAAGCCCUGGGCUGGAAUAGAUGUGAAGACGAAGUUUCCAGUGGCUCGUAUCAAGCGUAUCAUGCAGGCCGAUGAAGAGGUCGGAAAAGUGGCUCAAGUGACGCCAAUCGCAGUCUCCAAAGCACUCGAACUUUUCAUGAUCUCGCUGGUUACCAAAGCUGCAACAGAGGCUAGGGAUCGAAAUUCGAAACGAGUCACUGCUACCCAUUUAAAGCAAGCCGUUGCCAAGGAUGAGGUGCUCGAUUUCUUGGCUGAUAUAUGUUCGAAAGUGCCGGAUCAAUCAUCUAAGAAAAAUGAAGAGGAUGGAAGUGAUCACAAUGAAGGAAAGCGAAAGUCUGGCGGCGGGAGACGAAAGAAAGACGUGGACAGUGAUGACUUCUAA
Talaromyces atroroseus is the source of this 819-nucleotide messenger RNA. RefSeq lists its product as hypothetical. The coding region runs from base 1 to 819 and encodes 272 amino acids. The transcript is spliced from 2 exons. Lineage: Eukaryota; Fungi; Ascomycota; Eurotiomycetes; Eurotiales; Trichocomaceae. Gene Ontology annotation, cellular component: negative cofactor 2 complex; nucleus. Gene Ontology annotation, biological process: transcription by RNA polymerase II; positive regulation of transcription by RNA polymerase II; negative regulation of transcription by RNA polymerase II. The record is from RefSeq and is a predicted model, not a curated record. Gene Ontology annotation, molecular function: RNA polymerase II general transcription initiation factor activity; transcription coactivator activity; transcription corepressor activity.